This is a messenger RNA of Plectropomus leopardus (leopard coralgrouper), 651 nucleotides long. The record is from RefSeq and is a predicted model, not a curated record. Lineage: Eukaryota; Metazoa; Chordata; Actinopteri; Perciformes; Serranidae.
AUACUUUGCUGUGUACAUGCUGCUCUGACCCUGGGCUGUGUCUAUUUCCUGGAGCCUGCCUGCCUUGCACCACAGGUUUCUAUCAGCCGCUAGCAGGACAGCAGCAGUGUCUGCCCUGCAGCCGGGGCUUCUACACAAAUUUCACUGGAAGUCCAUUAUGUCACCCCUGCCCUGCUGGAUCCUUCAACAAUAACACCGGUUCAGCUUCUUGCACAAGUUGUUCGCCAGGUUCCUUUUCAUUGCAGCAGAGCGCCACUUCAUGUGCACCGUGUGCAUUAGGAACUUUUUGCAACUCCUCUGGUUGUAGUCAGUGCCAGACAUGUCCUGGAGGAACAGAGGCUCUACAGACCGCUGCAAAAGACUGCACACCGUGUCGGCCAGGCAUGCACAAGGCUCCCCAUCAAACAACAUGUCAAAUCUGCGGCAGUGGCUUCUUCCAGAUCCACUGGGGUCAGGAGAGCUGUGAUUUAUGCCCCGAAAAUCACUACUGCCCCAGCCCAGAUGUGAACCCCAUUCAGUGUCCCGGCGAUGCUUUUUGUCCAGAGGGCAGCUUGUCUCCGAGCUACUGCAUGGAGACUUUCUUCCGCAAAGAAGGGGACACUUGUGAAUUGGCUCCUGUCACUAUUGCUCUUUUGGUCAUUGGAGGAGGAG